UUGGACCCGUGUUCACGAUCACAGCUGGAGACUGAAGAAUGUUCUGCUGCGGAGUCACGCGAGCUCAGGAGACGCUGCGGGUGACAGCCAGUGCGCAUGCGCCCUGCGGAGUCAUGUGCUCUUUCCAGUGCGCGUUCACGACCGUGCACCUGCUUGACUGACACGGAUGUAGCGGAGUGAGACUCAUCAGCAGACAUGACCAGCAACGAGCCCAAAGCUAAGAAGAGCGGCGGCGGGGGCGGGGCUGAAGCUGCCGAGGAUGGAGACUGGAGCUGGGCGCUGGUGGGCGCUCUGUUCGUCAGCACCAGCCUGGUGUUCGGCCUGAUGCGCAGCCUGGGCGUCUUCUUCGUGGAGUUCGUCCAGUACUUUGAGGCGAGCGCUCAGGCCAUCUCCUGGAUCUCCUCCACCGGGCUGGCAGCGCAGCAGUUCUUCAGUCCUCUGGGUGCAGCUCUGUGUAACGCGUACGACACCCGGGUGGUGGUGAUGACCGGCGGCUUCCUCGCAGCCCUCGGCUUCAUCCUGGCCUCUCAGGCCAAGUGCCUGGUUCAUCUGUACCUCACUAUGGGUCUCAUCUCAGGUUUUGGCUGGGGGCUGGUCUUCACGCCCAUGGUGGCCACCGUCGUGGCUACCGUCACGCGGCGGCGCACCCUGGCCUUGGGACUGGGGUUCUCCAGCAUCGGCAUCGUCUCCUUCAUCUUCAACCCGCUCUUCCAGUUCCUGGUGGAGAUGUACGGCUGGCGAGGGGCCCUGCUGAUCCUGGGGGGCCUCAGCCUCAACAUCGUGGCCUGCGGGGCCCUCAUCCGGCCCAAGCGACGCUCCAAGGCCCCGGAGAAGGUGGAUUCAGAGAAGAGCUCGUCUUCUUCUUCGUUGCUUCGACGCCUCUCCUCCUACCUGGAGCUGCCGCUGCUCCUGGAGAGGCCUUACCUCACCUACACCGCGGCCAUCACUUUGCUCAACGUCGGCUACUUCGUUCCAUAUUUCCACUUGGUGGCCCACAGCCGGCAGGUCGGCUUCUCGGAGUACGAGGCCGCUUUUGUCAUGUCGGCGGCCGGCGCCUCAGACAUCCUGGGCCGCGUGGCGUCGGGCUGGUUCUCUGACCUGGGUCACUUCCGGCUGAUCCACCUGCUGAGCCUGUGGACGGCGCUGGCGGGGGUGUUCAUCAUGCUGCUGCCCAUCAGCUCCUUGUCCGGAUCUUACAGCAUGCUGGUGGUGAUCAGCCUCCUCUACGGGUUCUGCUCCGGGGCUCUGACCUCGCUGGUUUUCGCGGUGGUGCCCAUGAUCGUGGGCGUGGAGCGCGUGAUGGGCGCCAUCGGGCUGCUGCAGCUCAUCGAGAGCGGCGCCGGGCUGCUGGGGACUCCGCUGUCAGGUUUGCUGAAGGACGUCACCGGCACCUACACCGCCUCUUUCCUGGUCGCGGGCGGUUUCGUGAUUCUCGGCACUUUGGCCAUGAUCACCCUCCCUCACUACUUCUCCUGCACAGAUCCACCGGCUCCUCGCAGACGCUCACACGGGGACAAAGAUAAGAGUUUACAUUUAGAGCUGGAGCAGAUCAAUUGUGCACCUCCCGACCCGAACCACGGGGGAGGUCAAUGAUCUGUGAGGAUUAACCUCAAGACUGUGUAAGGAAAGGGCUCAAGGGUCGUGUUCACCAGAUCAGCCAGUAUUACAGAAAGCAUACCGUCGCACACAUUGCUGAACGGCUGCGUGUUUGUGUUACACGUCAGAGAUUCAGACCCAAAGUGGACCUCAGUGGGAGAGGACGGUGGAUAAGGGACCAAAGAGUUUCUAUCUGUUACACAUCCUGACCUCAGUUUAACGUUCAGACCAGAACCUGUGGUCCAAAGAUAAUCGCUUAUUGACAACAAACAGAUCAUUGACUGUAUGUAAGAUAAACAACACGGCUCAACUUCAUAAGAACGCUGCCCUCUUUGCAUCGGGGGAACGCGUCUGUGGUCACAAGGUCCCGUGGAUACACGUGCUCGACCAAUCAGGAGACAGCCUCAGGUGUCAAUCAUGACCUUCACUGUGUUUUUAUAGCAUCGAAAAACAAAUUAAUACCAAACUCAAAGGAAAAAGGAACAGCUGAACAAACAUGGGUGUGAGAAGAACUACCAAAACAAGACAGGAUAAUGAUUUGCUGUACCUUGUUAAAACCGAUGAAUGGAUUCCGUCAACAGGACAGCUGGAGUGCUUUUACUUUGAAAUAGGAAGUGUUUGAGCAGAAGUUUGGUUGUUUUACACGUACAGUGGGUUUGCAUGAAAGAAAGGAACUGUUGUAUGAUUUUUACAUAUGCCGUUGAGUUAGCAAACAAGUCCUCUGUGUUUCAAAAAGUUUUUAAAUAUUCUGCACUUACAGAAUUAAUUAUUAACCUUCACACUUCUCUUUUCCACGACCGUAUAUAUUAUUUUAACGGCGCACACGUGACAUUUAGCCCGACGGUGUGAGAAGAGAAAUGUGGAUGAAUAUGAACGUUGUGGAUUCAAGCCACUUGUUGUCUUGAUAAUGAGCCGAACCACGCGUGAGCUGCUCGGUCAGACCCGUGGCAGCGGCACCGUUCGCCCUCUCAGCCUCAGGAACUUCUCUUUCCACCAGUGCCAUCAAAGCGCUGGGGCAGGAAAACCAGACUGUGAAUCCUCCAGUGCCUUUUCUAAUGAUACUGGAAUGUGAAUGAGCACUUUGAACUGUUGUAAACCUUUGUGGAGCAGAGACAGCUGAUUGAACACAGGCAUCAGGAUUUCAGAAUCCUUGCAGAGGCUAAUAGAUUUUAAACCAAUAUUAGACUUCAUCUAAAUUGCAGCUACUAACAACAGAGCUGCAAUAAUAUAAAGUGGAUAUUUUUCCUGGCAGUGAUUCUAAGCCGUUAUCCUCAGUCACUCUUAAAUGUUAAAAUUAGAUAUUUUGCACUUAAGAUGAUUGAUUAAAAAAUAUUAAUUGUUUUAAUGUUUGUUUUUCUUACUUUUUGUUUCUCAGUCUCUACUUCAACUUUUUGCUAAGAGGCUCCGUCCCAAGCUAACAGCUCCCUCUGCUGGAGCUUUGUAUCCUUGAUAUCAAAACAUACGAUGGAGUACGAUUCAUAAAUAUGAAUGUAGACUUAAAGCUAUAUGUGAGUCAUCACCUCCAUCAAUGAGGUUAUGUUCUCACCCCUGUCAGUUUGUUCUUGGCAGGAUGCGCAGAAAAGCAAUGGAAACUGGAAGUGGUAUGGGUCAGGGAAGAUGUCAGGGUUUUCUGCUUUCUUUAAAAAUAGACUUUCAACAUUUUCUUUAUUUGUGGAUUCACCUCUAGAGGAAGUGUUUGGAGUUUAGUGCAGCUUAAUUGAGUUUCAGGGGACAGUUGAGGU
Platichthys flesus (European flounder) is the source of this 3338-nucleotide messenger RNA. RefSeq names its product solute carrier family 16 member 13 (gene slc16a13). The transcript is spliced from 7 exons. The record is from RefSeq and is a predicted model, not a curated record. Gene Ontology annotation, biological process: monocarboxylic acid transport; transmembrane transport. Lineage: Eukaryota; Metazoa; Chordata; Actinopteri; Pleuronectiformes; Pleuronectidae. Gene Ontology annotation, molecular function: monocarboxylic acid transmembrane transporter activity. The coding region runs from base 196 to 1593 and encodes 465 amino acids.